UAACUUUACUUACCUUGGGGUUGGCAACAUUUAAUUUGACCCCCGACCGGGCAAUGUUUAUUUAUUUGUUUCUAUAAAGAAUUUCAUUGAAAAGUGCAUGAAUCAAGUUUUAUUUUGGUAAAUUCCAAAAUUUGGCUCCUAUAUCUGUGAUUAUUUGUUUAAGAUUGAUUGAUUUUUUUUAAUCGCAGUACUUAUAGUUUCAUAAUGUUGUACAUAUUUGUGAUGACAAUUUUCAGUGUGGUUUUUGCGUAUGAAAAAGAUAUGACUUUCAGUGUUCAGCCCGGUAAAAUGGACUGCUUCUUCCAAAAAGUGUCUCCUAAAGAAGUUAUUGAUAUAGAAUAUCAGGUUAUAGACGCGACUCACGGGGAGCUAGACAUAUCAUUUCAGUUAGGGGAUCCCCUGGGCAGGGUCAUCGUGGCGGACUACAAGAAGCCGGAGAACAGCCACCGACACACAGCUACGGAGGACGGAGAUUACAGAUUCUGUUUCGACAAUACCUUCAGCACAUUUAGUGAGAAAACUGUGUUCUUUGAUGUUGUGAUCGAUUCGGAAGAUUCUAAAGACGAAAAAGACUAUGAGGCUGAUGACAAGGAGUUGGAGCUUGGUAACGCCUUAGAGACGUACUCGAUGCGCGUGCGCGACAUAUCGGAGUCGGUGAACCGCGUGCGGGACAACGUGUCGGCCGCGCGCCGGCUGCAGGAGCUGCACUCGGCGCACGAGGCGCGCGACAGGAACCUGGCGGAGGAGAUGUGCGCCAGAGUUAUGGCGUGGUCAAUCUGGCAGAUGGCAUUGAUGAUGCUUGUAGGAGUCACGCAGGUGGUCUUCGUCAGGAGUUUGUUUGCAGAUAAACAGAAAAUGGGAUUCUAGUUGAGGUUUAUGCCGGGAGCGGCUCACUGACCAAAUGUACAUUAAAUUUAUGUCAAGUCGUUCUAUUGCCAACUCGACCCAGUAGCUAUACGAGGCUGUAAUAGAAUAGAAUAGAUUUAUUUUCAAAAUUGGACAUAAGGUAUCACUUAUUAACGUCACAUCACUUAAAUCUUAUUAUGUCUACUGCCGCUUCCGAAGCGCAUGUGUAGAAGAAGCGGCAGAACGAAUUACACUGCAGCAUUUUCAUCGGACGUCAAUUUACAAAUAUAGAUCACUUAAAUCUGAAUCGUGGACGAAUGCACAUUGUCUACAUAAAAAAAUGUGAAUGAAUAUAAAAUGUAGACACUGUACAAAUUAUGUCAUAACUAUGUCAUAAAUGCACAAGCAUUUAAGAAGCCAUUAUGUCAAGCUCGGCCACACAUGUUUAUCAUUAAUAUAAUCCUCCGUGCUGUAAUAGGCUUUCCUACAAAGCUCAAUGUAUUUUGACAGGAUCGCCACGUAAUGAUGGAAGCGACCGUCAAAUCAGUGUUGCCAACUCUGACGAGAAAGAUAAAUAGUAUAAUGGUUACAUUAUACUUUUUAUAAAUAAUACAGGAAUUAAACGCGCAACAACGAAUGUUAUUCAAUGAAAGUUUGAAAUCAGUUAUAUAAUUUUCUACAACACUGUGUCGGAUGUCAGACACUAUUAUUUUUAAUAGGCUUUAUUAUUACAAAAUAGAUUAAGUUACGAGGCAUGAAAUUGAUCUAAAUUAAACUACAGGAUUACGUGUUUCAGCCAAUGUCAAAAAGAUUCAGGGCCACGGUUAGCAAAUUAGAAUAAAAUUCGAUUUACAAUUUGUUUAAAUAGAAAAGUUUCAGGAUAUGGCACAUGCAAGUCGAACAUUGUCUUAAUAUUCAUGUACGGUACUCAAACCAUUUUUACUGUUACAGUCGGUGCUAUUCUUAUAUCGAUUAGUCACAAAUUUUUCUUCUUUAUUUCGUCUCAGUCUUUGUGUCGCCUCGUCCUGGUGGCAACUCGUACUUGUGACAUCUCGUCACAGUGACAACUCGUACCUGUGACAUCUCGUACUUGUGACAUCUCGUC
Amyelois transitella is the source of this 1951-nucleotide messenger RNA. Its product is annotated as transmembrane emp24 domain-containing protein 5. Bases 205 to 867 code for a protein of 220 amino acids. Gene Ontology annotation, cellular component: endoplasmic reticulum; Golgi apparatus; COPII-coated ER to Golgi transport vesicle. The record is from RefSeq and is a predicted model, not a curated record. The transcript is spliced from 6 exons. Gene Ontology annotation, biological process: endoplasmic reticulum to Golgi vesicle-mediated transport; intracellular protein transport; Golgi organization. NCBI's taxonomy places the organism in Eukaryota, Metazoa, Arthropoda, Insecta, Lepidoptera, Pyralidae.